Messenger RNA from Fundulus heteroclitus (mummichog), 825 nucleotides. RefSeq names its product dual specificity phosphatase 23b (gene dusp23b). NCBI's taxonomy places the organism in Eukaryota, Metazoa, Chordata, Actinopteri, Cyprinodontiformes, Fundulidae. Gene Ontology annotation, biological process: cilium assembly; protein dephosphorylation. The record is from RefSeq and is a predicted model, not a curated record. The transcript has 3 exons. Bases 319 to 774 code for a protein of 151 amino acids. Gene Ontology annotation, molecular function: protein tyrosine/serine/threonine phosphatase activity.
AUACUACCGUAAUGCUUGGUGUUCGCGUGACCUACAAAACCGCGUGAGUCGCAGUGCGACUCCGACAACAUGCCUCUACCUAACCCUGCUUUAUAAUGAUGGGUGUUGGCCGCACUGAAAUGGAUUGUUACUGAUUUCUAGGUUUGGAUGAGCUGACACAUGGGAUUGGUCCUCCCACACAUACUGUUUCACUUCUUUAUUUCAACUUCACGGCACCUGAUAGGCGCUGAACAGCAUACCGGCAUUCAGCUAAGCUAGCAGCAGCUCGGAGUCGGCGCUAAGCAGUCCGUCCUAUUCUCACAUAGACAACUGACAGUCAUGGCCUCCUCUCCUCCAAACAACUUCUCCUGGGUGGAGCCCGGCAAGCUGGCUGGACUGGCCUUGCCCAGGAUGCCAUGUGAAUAUCGGUACCUGCUGGACAACGGCAUAAAGCACCUCGUUUGUCUUUGUGAGAGGAAACCACCCAACCACGACUCCUGCCCAGAGCUGCAGCUUCACCACAUUAAGAUAGCCGACUUCACUCCUCCGUCACCCAGCCAGAUCGACAGAUUUCUCUCUAUUGUGGAAGAGGCCAACUCCAAAGGAGAGGGCGUGGCCGUUCACUGCAUGCACGGGCACGGGCGCACAGGGACCAUGCUGGCCUGCUACCUGGUGAAGAUGAGGAAAAUCCCCGGGGUCGACGCCAUCAACGAGAUCCGCCGACUUCGCAGCGGUUCCAUUGAAACCCACGAACAGGAAAAGGCUGUCGUCCAGUUUCACCAGCGCACAAAGUAGCUUCAUAAUGACAGCCAACAUUUGAGCCACAUGCAUUAAGGAUUUGGGAAA